AUGGCGAUCUGCGCUGCUGCAGCUGACCACUCCCGCGCAUCCCCAAGCUCCGCGGCAACGCAACCAACAACCAUCUGCUGGAGACCCAGCAAGGUCAAGGAGGAAGUAGAAGAAGACGGAAUGGUUGUCGAUCCCCCGGACGACGCCAGCGAGGCGUCCGAUAAUCUGCGCGCGACAGGUUUCCAGGACACGCCGACGGUGGGCGAGCUCGUCCUGCGCCACCUCCGCCCGCGUCUCCGCGGCUUCCACUGCGCCGACGGCGACGUCCCCGUCAUCGGCGUCAGGGACGACCCCGCCGCCGCGGCGCCGCUGGACCUCGUCGCGCGGCACGGGGGCGCCGCCGACAGGCGCCGCGGCGAGGCGUUCUACUUCGUGCGGCGGAGGCGCUGCCGCCGGCCGAACGUGCGGCGGACCGUCGCCGAGGGAGGCGGAGGCGGUGGCGGUGCGGGCGGGCUGUGGAAGAAGAGCUGGACCGGGUCCGGCAAGUCGGUGACCGACCUCGGCGUCGUCGUGCCGUGGAGCAAGACGUGCUACUGCUUCUACCGGCGCGACGAGGGCGGCCGGCUGAGCACCUUCGGGGGAGGGUGGGUCUUGGCGGAGUACGAGAUCACGGAACCCGGUACGUACCGGCGCGCCGACGAGGAGGAAGACGACGACGACUACUGGGUACUUUGCCACGUCAGGAAGACGGCAAGCAAGAAGAGGAAGCGGAAUCGCUGCGAUGAGGCCGUGGCUGCACGGGCUGUAGCCGGUACGGAGUCUAAGUCGUAUCUCCUAUGUGGGCUGACAGCGAAUUGAUUUGGGAAGCAUUACCAGUCCGAGGCAAGAGUCUCAAAGACCCUGCGGGCACCGAGAUUGUGACAUACUCCGUCCUCUAGCGUUCCAAAAAUAUUUGUUGAAUAAAGUCUUCAUUUCUGGGGUUAUAACCCAUCAA
Messenger RNA from Oryza sativa Japonica Group (Japanese rice), 934 nucleotides. RefSeq lists its product as uncharacterized. The record is from RefSeq and is a predicted model, not a curated record. Lineage: Eukaryota; Viridiplantae; Streptophyta; Magnoliopsida; Poales; Poaceae. Gene Ontology annotation, biological process: regulation of DNA-templated transcription. Gene Ontology annotation, molecular function: DNA binding.